This is a messenger RNA of Amoebophrya sp. A120, 176 nucleotides long. The record is from the annotation of a GenBank genome assembly. Lineage: Eukaryota; Dinophyceae; Syndiniales; Amoebophryaceae.
CUGAGCCUCACGGGCAGGCUGGGUAACGCACAUCUCUUCGCCGCUUCGCUGCAGCAUUCCGCGCACUUUUUGUUGAAUCACGGAACAUCAUCUUCUUCUCCUAGCGCGACAAUUUCUGGUGGCACGACUGCAACUUCUUCUGGACCUGCAUCAAGUACUAUCAAAGGCGGCUUGAC